Molecule: messenger RNA, 2587 nt
Organism: Mycena citricolor
Lineage: Eukaryota; Fungi; Basidiomycota; Agaricomycetes; Agaricales; Mycenaceae
Source: the annotation of a GenBank genome assembly
CGAAUUUAAAGCUGUGCUCUGGGAUCACAAUGAUCUAUACUACCGGCUAAGUUUGAUCCCCGACAUGACCCACGCCUCGUUUUUGUUGUGCUCCCCUCCUGCCACUCGAUUCAAGAUCAAGGGUUGCUGCUCUGCGCCAAAUUCCGGAAUCAUUUCCCACGAAAAACGUUUUACCGAUAGGCUUCUCGCUCAUCCAAUGGACGCAUGGAGUGGACUCGAGAUGGAUCGAACUCCAUGUGGGUGAGGCAGGGUGGAUGAUACACGCUGAAGAUGUGUGGUGGAUGAGAAGAUAUGAAGAGAACGCACCAAUAAAACGUUCCAGUGCCACUGCAGGACUGGAUUCCUAUCCUCUUCCUCCCCGCGAAACCCCCUCCAUCCAUGUCUCUCCCUCAGCACGGCAUUCCCUCCUGCGCCUCCUUUUGCUCGCUCACAUCCAACGGCUGGAACCGCUUCCUCUUCCGGGUAUACACUCCCAAGUCAGGUACUCACUUCGGUGUCCCCUUCACUGGUCUCAGAUUCGACAAUCGAUGGAACGAAUACGCGGAGGAGCUCUUGCCUGAGGUUUUGUUUGAGCCCAACUACGAAUCGAUCGCCACGCAUCUCGAUUGGACAACCCGGCAGUCCUCGCCCUACGUAUCGACCUCGUUCAGCUUCUACUGGGCGCUCUGGGAAGCCGUGCGGCGAUAUCACUAUGGCGUGAAACACGACGUCGAGAUCGCCGUGAUCGAUGCGAGGUGCGCGAGCGUGUUUAAGCGCGCGGUAGUCGUUUUGGACGUGCUGCGUGGUGUACCCAUUGCGAGCCGCAAGAAGAACCACGUGAAAUGGCAGCGCCACGCAGCAGAGACGCAGACCGUUUUCAUCCACGGUGCAAUCCCGCAGUCCGCCGUGCUUGGGUCCAUUCCUCUUCUUCGCAUCCUCGACAAGCUGCCCAGCUUUUGUCUCGCACCGCAGCGACAUCACCUCUCCCAUGGCGCACCGGGUCCUCUCGCACGGGUAUCCUGGGCAUACCAUCCCACAUCCAAGACAGCCAAGUUCCACGAAUUCUGCGCGCACCUUUCCGCUGUAUUCGCCUCCCUCCCGAACGACAAACAGCACGAAGAUAGCGCGGAGGGUGCCGUGCGACUUGCACUGACACUCGUCGGUGGAUGGUUCUAUUGGACGAUGGGCUCAGGUCGGGCAUCGCAGGUCGAUGCUGAUGAAGCUGUGGAAACAGUGGUGGAAAUGGCCAAGUCGCUAGCUCGAUGGCCGAUGACAGCAGCGGAUGGUGAAGUCGAGAUGGCAAUCGUGAAACUCGUUCGAGAGGAGGUGUGGAGGCAUCGUCGACUGACGGGUGGACUGGUGCCGCGCCAUCCGGAUGUAUCUUUGGCUCCGUCCUCGUCCAAUGUGACCGCACCGCCGUCUCCCCCAUUUUCAGAAUGCGACCUGCCGCUGGUCGGCGAGUCUAUUUCCCCCAUCUCACCAUCUACGUCCUUCUACACACCUCCUGCCACGCCCAAACUCUCCCCGACUAUCUUCUCCGCUGUCAAUGCUAGCGCUUGGAGCUUGCCAACGCCUCCGCCGACUCCGCCUCCGUCUUUGCGAUCUGGUGGUGUUAGCCCGGUAACCUACGUUCCUGCGCAUGCAUCUCCAUUGGGUCGGCUCUCGAUGGCUUGGCCGCUCAACGAGGGGAUGUCUGAUAUUCCGGCUCUUUCGCUCGACAUGUCAGUGGCCCAGCUUCGAGAUGAGGAGGACCGAGACCGAGACCGAGACCUCCCAUUACUCUCGCUUGACAUCCCACAAGCUGUCGACGAACUCAGUCCGAUCCCCAGCUGCUAUGCUUCGUGCGAAAUCACACCUCGCCCGUUCGUCGUCUCCAGUCUUCCGUCCUGCGAAUCAACAAGUAUCGCGGAUGAGCACGGAAUCUCGUCCACAUCAGAGCAGUGCAAGGAGACGAGAAUGACGGAAGAGGACGCUGACGACGAGGUUUGGCGCAAGUUCGCUGAAUCUAUCUCCUUUGACCACGAGGAUGACGGCCUGCACUACUACGGUGCUGCUGGUCUGCGACAGUCGUUUGCGCAGGAUGCAUCGUGUGUCGUCACUGGUUUCCUGGUCGGCGCCCUUACAUUCGCUGCAUUGAGCCUGCAUCGCCGGCCUGGGUUGUUGAUUGCAACCUAGUUGUAUGAGCUAAUGUAAUUUGCCAAUGUAUCUCGAUGUGUCUGAAUCUGUAGCCAAUUGUAUUCAAUUCCUGCUUUUCAUUGUGAAUGUGUGGCUCCAAGUGGACUUGAUAUUGAACCAAAUAUUAUUGAAUUUGAAUUGCAGAAAGACUUGAAAUCACAAUGAAGAAUCUUUACGGGCUUUCAACAAGAUUGAAAGUCGACCCGUCGACACCUGUCCACCGUUUCCAUCGGACACAAAUGAGUAUGGUCGCCCCAGCUGGGAUGUGAUCAACGGGCAAACAUUUUCUCCACCUGGAAGGGGCUCGAAAGCACGGAGGAGACUGAACCGGAUAGCCUUUUGUCUGUGGGGACGUCUUGAGCCAAUAGCACAAGUAGUGGAGUAGGGAUACUCCAGAAGCGGGGUGAGUCGGUGCGAGGUGGCCUGAGCCAAG